UGCCCUACUGUCUAAAUAAACUGUCAAACAGUUGGCCAACGUGACAAAGCAUUUGAUUAUAUUUAUUAAUUACCCUAAAAUUACCUAUUUUUAUUUAUUUUGUUUUUAAUUACAUUAUAUCCAAAUCUUGGCAAAAUGGCUGGUUCUGCUUUGAGAAGAUUAAUGGCCGAAUACAAACAGCUAACAUUGAAUCCUCCUGAAGGAAUAAUCGCUGGUCCAAUAAACGAGGAAAAUUUUUUUGAAUGGGAAGCUCUAAUCACCGGGCCUGAAGGGACUUGUUUCGAAGGAGGUGUAUUCCCUGCGAAGCUAGUUUUCCCCCCAGAUUAUCCCCUAAGCCCGCCUAAAAUGCAAUUUACGUGCGAAAUGUUUCAUCCAAAUAUAUACUCAGAUGGUAGAGUUUGUAUAUCAAUAUUACAUGCUCCGGGCGAUGACCCAAUGGGGUACGAAUCAAGCGCAGAAAGAUGGUCGCCCGUACAAAGCGUAGAAAAAAUACUACUAUCUGUUGUCAGUAUGUUAGCAGAGCCCAACGAUGAAAGUGGUGCCAAUGUAGAUGCUGCGAAAAUGUGGAGAGAGAAUAGAAUUGAAUUUAACAAAAUAGCCGAGAAAAUUGUUCGACGAACGCUAGGUAUCCCAACUUAAUUCAAUUUCCCAUAAAUUAAGUACAUAAAUUGUUAAUAUGUAUAUUUUGUUUCAAAUAUUAAUUUAUUCAGCGGAAUAUCGUGAUAUUUUUAAAAUUUUUAUGUUGAAAAUAAUUGAUUUUUAAUUAAUAUAGUAAGUUAAGUACAAAUAAAUGAAACGUUUUAUUAAAAUACUAUUUAACAUGAACGAAACAAAU
Molecule: messenger RNA, 835 nt
Organism: Phyllotreta striolata
Lineage: Eukaryota; Metazoa; Arthropoda; Insecta; Coleoptera; Chrysomelidae
Source: the annotation of a GenBank genome assembly